Messenger RNA from Eurypyga helias (sunbittern), 1260 nucleotides. RefSeq names its product coiled-coil domain containing 51 (gene CCDC51). Bases 1 to 1260 code for a protein of 419 amino acids. The record is from RefSeq and is a predicted model, not a curated record. NCBI's taxonomy places the organism in Eukaryota, Metazoa, Chordata, Aves, Eurypygiformes, Eurypygidae. The transcript has 3 exons.
AUGGGGCCAAUGAAAUACAAGUCAGGCGUGUCCUCGGUGUCGCGUGGUCUGCAGUAUCGCCAGUCGUUGAUAAAGCGGAGCCCAGAACUGACUGUGCACGUAGUGCGGCCUCGCUGCUCAUCAGCUCCGAAGAGGCCAGAAGCCAAGUCUGCAACUGAAACGGCCGUGGGUCUUCUGAGUCGGCUGACAGAAGCUGGGAGCACCCUGGGGAAAAACUCCCUGCAGAAAAUCUCUGCAACGGGCAAGAGCUGGUGGGACAGAUACGAGGAGUUUGUUGGCAUUAACGAAGUUCGGGAGGCUCAGGGAAAAGUGACAGAGGCUGAAAAAGUCUUUAUGAUAGCUCGAGGGAUAGUACGAGAGGCUCGUGAAAAUGUAGAAGCCCAACAGAUCAAACUGAAGGAAAUUCGGGACCGCUUGGACAGGGUCUCUCGGGACGACACCCAGUAUUUGGAACUGGCCACUCUGGAGCACAGGUUGCUGCAGGAAGAGAAGAGGUACCGAACCGCGUAUUUAAAUGCGGAAGAAUCUGAGAGGGAAAAGUUCUCUCUCUUCUCUGCGGCCGUAAGGGAAAGCCACGAGAAAGAGCGAACAAGAGCUGAAAAGACGAAGAACUGGUCUAUUAUUGGUUCUGUGCUGGGAGCCAUCAUAGGGGUUCUUGGUUCCACCUAUGUUAAUCGGGUGAGGCUGCAAGAAUUGAAAGUCUUGGUGCUUGAAGCACAGAAGGGCCCGAUAAACUUGCAAGAAGCCAUCAAGGAGCAGGCCUCCAGCCACCACUUACAGCAGAAGGAUCUCAGCGACGUCAUAGCAGAGCUGAAAAACGUGCUGCAAACCAGGUCACCACAGCAGGUGCAAGAAGGCGCGUUGUUAACUGGAAAAGACAGGAAUGACUCCUUAAAAAUAGGUUCUCUUCUAAUUCCUCUAAACGAACAGCUGAACUACAGCAGGCAAGUCAGCUCACAUCUAGAGAGUUUGCAGCAGCAGUGGACCAGCGUGCAGGAAAGCAUAGCGCAUGUGCUCUCCGAGGUGCAGGGCGUUAAACUUGCCGUUCAUUCCAGCCCUACGGAAAGAGCGAUGCCAAGGUCUUCAGUGGAGGGUAAGGGCCAGGCUUCUGCCAUGAGAGAUGUGAUUUUAGAAUUGUCUGACACCGAGCGGAGGCUGGAGGCACAAAUCAAGAGAAAUUCUCUUUAUAGCACAGCGGUGACCUGCGCUGUGUUUGCUAUUACCCUCCCGGUGCUCUAUGUUAUACUGAAAGGGAACUGA